Messenger RNA from Emericellopsis cladophorae, 1143 nucleotides. RefSeq lists its product as uncharacterized. The coding region runs from base 1 to 1143 and encodes 380 amino acids. The transcript is spliced from 3 exons. The record is from RefSeq and is a predicted model, not a curated record. Lineage: Eukaryota; Fungi; Ascomycota; Sordariomycetes; Hypocreales; Bionectriaceae.
AUGGGAAAUCCCUACUUUGACCCAGAAUACCAGCCGUACACGCCUUCGGUGCUGAUUGGGACGUCCGUCCUGUUCAUGAUACUCCCCAUUGCCGCUGUGGCCUUGAGGUUCUACUCACGGUCGUUGGUGCAGGCGAACUUGGCAAUCGAUGACUGGAUUACCAUUCCGUCGGCCAUUAUUUGCAUAGGGCUGGCAGUGAACCAAAUCAUUGCGGUGGUUUACGGCGGACUCGGCGGCCACCAGGAGCUUGUCGACGGCCAACUCGCCCACACCGAGCAACUCUACGCGUACGAGAAGACCAAGUACACGUACCACGUCCUCGGAACGCUGGGUCUCUGGGUCAUCAAACUGUCGGUCCUUCUCUUCUACCGCCGAAUCUUCCAAGUUCGCAUCUUCCGCAUCGUCAACGAUGUCUUCAUUGGCCUCACGAUCGCUUGGGGACUGGCAUUCACGUUCGCCGUCGCGUUCCAAUGCUGGCCCCCGCAAAUGUUCUGGGAGGCUUUCGAAUCCGAGUACCCUCUAUACUGCGUCAAUGUCAAGUCGUUCUACCUCGCGGUGGCUGUGUCCGACCUGAUCCUGGAUAUUAUGAUCUUUGUCCUGCCUCUGCCGCAUCUGGCGACACUGAAGAUGCCAUGGCGGAGAAAGUUGGCUGUUGGUGGCAUUUUCUUUCUUGGUUCCAUCGUUGUCGCCAUUGGCAUUGUGCGCCUCAUCAUUUUCCAGUGGGUCAUCGAGCUCAUGGAUACCGACCCUAUGAUCUUCGUCAUGGACGCGACUUGGUACUCGGCCGGUGUGCUCUUCUGGCAUUUGGCAGAGAACGUUGUCGGUCUGAUCGGUUGCUGCCUGCCAACUUACAGGCCUUUCUUUAAGCGAUUCUUGCCCAAGCUCCGUCUGGGUUCGUCCAACAGAUCGACCCCCGCCUCCAAAUUCAACUCAAUGAAGAGUAAAAGCUCCGAGUACCAGCGCCAGCACGACGAUGACUGGCCGCUCAGCCGCGCUGCUGGAGCAUCAGGGGGGUCUUCGAGCUCUAGCACCGGUGACGAAGAGCAUGCACUUGGGAACCUUCCGAGAGACGGCAUCCUUGUGUCAAAGGAGUUUGGGACGGAUUCUACGAUUAUCAAUGAUGGGCAACCACGGGCGCUUUGA